Messenger RNA from Trichoplax adhaerens, 981 nucleotides. RefSeq lists its product as uncharacterized. Gene Ontology annotation, cellular component: kinetochore; bub1-bub3 complex; mitotic checkpoint complex. Gene Ontology annotation, biological process: mitotic spindle assembly checkpoint signaling. The coding region runs from base 1 to 981 and encodes 326 amino acids. The transcript has 11 exons. Gene Ontology annotation, molecular function: ubiquitin binding. NCBI's taxonomy places the organism in Eukaryota, Metazoa, Placozoa, Uniplacotomia, Trichoplacea, Trichoplacidae. The record is from RefSeq and is a predicted model, not a curated record.
AUGGAGGGAAAUGGAGAAUUUCUUUUAAAAGAAUCACCGACUGAUGGGAUCUCUUCUUUGACAUUCAGUUCAGCGACCGAUAGCAAUGCUCUGUUAGUAUCGUCAUGGGACAAAAGCGUUCGCUUAUAUGAUGUGGACAGUAAUAGCUUACAAGGCAUCCAUAAUGCAAAUAUGCCUGUCUUGGAUUGCUGCUUUUACGAUAAAUCGCGUGCAUACAGCGGUGGAUUGGAUUGUAAAGUGAUAUGCUACGAUUUCAACUCAUCGUUUGAAAAAGUGAUGGGCAAACAUGAAGAUGCUGUCAGAUGUGUUGAAUACUGCCCUGAAGUCGGAGUGAUUAUUUCUGGUAGCUGGGAUAAAAAUGUUAAGGUAUGGGAUCCUCGACAUCAGCAGCCGGUUAUUACAGCUGCUAAUCCAGAACGAGUUUACACAAUGUCUUGUGUCGAUGAAAAACUAAUCGUUGGUACGGCUGCUCGCAAAGUAUUGGUGUGGGAUCUAAGAAAUAUGAACUUUCCUCAACAACGACGAGAAUCGAGCUUAAAGUAUCAAACAAGAUGUAUACGUUGCUUUCCAAAUAAGCAAGGAUAUGUACUAAGUUCAAUAGAAGGACGGGUAGCGGUCGAAUACUUCGAUCCCAGUCCCGAAAUUCAAAAAAUGAAAUAUGCCUUCAAAUGCCACAGAGUAAAGGAUUCUGGAAAUGAAAUUAUUCAUCCAGUUAAUGCAAUAUCAUUUCAUAAUGGUUAUAAUACAUUUGCAACUGGUGGAUCUGACGGUUUCGUAAACAUUUGGGAUGGAUUUAACAAGAAACGAUUAUGCCAGUUUCAUCGAUAUCCAACUAGUAUAGCAUCAUUAUCAUUUAAUGCCACCGGGACAUUAUUGGCCAUCGCCUCAUCAUACUUAUACGAAGAAGAUAAAGACGAGUCCCCUGCUCCAGAUUCGAUUUAUAUACGGCGGAUAUCAGACGCAGAGUGUAAACCAAAAUAA